This is a messenger RNA of Rhodamnia argentea, 863 nucleotides long. Its product is annotated as probable inactive histone-lysine N-methyltransferase SUVR2. Lineage: Eukaryota; Viridiplantae; Streptophyta; Magnoliopsida; Myrtales; Myrtaceae. The coding region runs from base 456 to 863 and encodes 135 amino acids. The transcript is spliced from 3 exons. The record is from RefSeq and is a predicted model, not a curated record.
GAAUAUACAGAAAUGGUCAACAUAGUGGCAAUUGUCAUCAGAAUUCAUUCAAUAUUUUCGAAGCAUGCUUCACUUCGUUGUCUUGUAAUGCCCAUCUUCUGGCACCUCUUUAUGUUAAUUUUUCAUUGCUUAAAUGAAACUUGCUUAUUUAAACUGGUUGAGCUUUUUCACUUGUGCCUCGUGGUGCAUUGGGAAAGAAUGAGAAUGCAAUGGAAGAUAGUUUGAGGGAUCAGAGUCUUCACAUUCUUCAGCUUUUGCUUUGUAAAGCAUUUAUGGAAUGCAUGCUCUGGUCUCACUUAGAAUUGGUGUUGUUGGUUUAUUUAAUUUUUCUUUUAAAUGUUCUUCUUGGUAAUGCACCUUUUGAUGGCUUUAAAAGGUCACUGCAGGCUAGCAUUUUGAUUUUUUCUUGGUAUGAUCUUUUUUGACUCGAAGUUGUGUGUUUUGUGAAAUUAUAUAUGGAGGUCUCUGAAGCUUGUAUCUCACAAGUCAGAUAUAUAGGCUCUUCCAACAAUUGUAAGCCCUCUUUACUUCCAAGAGCUCGAAGAGUUAUGGCACCUAACCCCAGGGUAAAGGCAGCCUUUAUGGCAAUGAGGGAUAUCAGAAUCAGUGAAGACAAGUUGAAGCCAGUGCUGAAGAAACUCCUGAAAGUAUAUGACAAAAAAUGGGAGCUGAUUGAAGAAGAAAACUAUAGAGUUCUUGCAGAUGCUAUAUUAGAUGAGGAGAAUGAUAAGGUUGAGGUGCAAAAGCGAAAAAGUACUGCAGAUGAGGAUGACUUGGAGGAAGUAGCACUAGUGCGUGAGGUUGAACGCCCGUUAAAAAGACAGGUUCAGAAACCAAGGAUCUCAGGGCUUAGCUUCUCCUAG